Letharia columbiana is the source of this 1800-nucleotide messenger RNA. RefSeq lists its product as uncharacterized. The transcript is spliced from 4 exons. Gene Ontology annotation, molecular function: catalytic activity. The record is from RefSeq and is a predicted model, not a curated record. NCBI's taxonomy places the organism in Eukaryota, Fungi, Ascomycota, Lecanoromycetes, Lecanorales, Parmeliaceae. Bases 1 to 1800 code for a protein of 599 amino acids.
AUGGCAGAAAAUCUGGCUUAUAUUAAAUCUGGCUACUAUGGUUAUCCUGAGGCCAGAGAAGGACCCAAGAUUCCAUUCUCAAACACGCCAGGAUCGAAUCCCGUAUUGCGAGGUCUUCCGCUGGCAGUAGCAGGUUCAGCUGUUGCAAACAUCCGUCUUCUCUCCACUCUGCUGUGGGGAAAUGCUGGGUUCAGUGCCCUGCGUAACGUGGAUCUCGAUGGUUACGAUUCGCGCUGUGAUCCGACCGUUGUUCCAAUAGACAAGUCUGAUGCCGACAUUUCUGCAUCAAUCAAGGCUCUCAGUUCGUCUUAUAACCCAAAUCUAACAAGCACAAACCGUCAUUACAGCAUUAAAGAUUACCACUCCGCAUACGAAGCGGGCAAUGUGACACCCACAGCGGUUGCUGAGGUUUUGCUUGAUCUGAUCUCCAAGCAUCCUAAACACAGGGAUGCAUUCUUGGAAAUAAAAAAGGAGCGUGUCAUUGCUGCAGCUGAGGCGUCUACGCAAAGGUACAAAGCAGGCAAAGCGCUGGGCUUGUUUGACGGCGUACCAGUAGGUGUGAAGGAUGAGGUCGAUCUCCAAGGCUAUUCUAAGUGUUUAGGCUCUGGCGUGGACUUUACGAGUACGAAAGGAACUGUGACAAGCUGGUGUGUGCAAAAGUGGGAGGAAGCAGGAGUGGUAAUUCUAGGGAAGCUCAAUAUGCAUGAGCUCGGUCUUGAUACUACAAACAAUAAUCCAGCUAAGGGGACCCCACUGAACCCUCAUAAUCCGCAUUACUACACUGGUGGCUCGUCCGGAGGCUCAGCGUAUACCGUGGCAGCUGGGCUCUUCCCUGUAAGCCUAGGUGCGGACGGCGGCGGCUCCAUUCGUAACCCAUCCGCAUACUGUGGUCUCUACGGUCUCAAACCCAGUCAUAGUCGAGUAUCAGGAUUUCCCACUACAAGUCUUGCUCCGUCAUGCGGAGUCCUCGGUCCUAUGGCCUCCAGUAUGGCGGACCUCGAGUAUGCCUACCGUAUCAUGGCGAUCCCUAAUCCCUCAGACUCCAUAUCGUCAAUGUUCCCAGUUCCUGUCCCAAAAUCCGUCCGGCAAGAUAGGGUUAUAGGUAUAUGUAAACCUUGGUUCGACCUUGCUGAUUCUUCCGUGCUGAAUGCCUGUCAUGCCGCCAUUUCCCAUUACGAAUCAUCUGGUUAUAAAGUCAUAGACAUCACGAUUCCUUAUCUUUCCGAGGGCCAACUCGCCCAGGCCGUGACGAUCCUUAGCGAAAUAAGCACAGGCGUACCCAGUGUCUCAGGCUUGACCUCGGCCAACAAAAUUUUAAUAUCCGUGGGCAAGCAGACUCCUGCCUCGGACUUCUUAAUUGCUCAGAAGAUGCGUAAUUUGCUGAUGCAGCAUCUUGCUUUCUUGUUCGAACAACAUCCCGGUCUCUUAAUUGUAACACCCACAACGCCGAAUGCAGGAUGGCAUAUUUCUGGUGGGGCGGCAGACCUGAAAACCGGCGUCAGUGAUGCAAAUAUGAGUGUCAGGAGCAUGACUUAUGUCUGGCUGGCCAAUUUCUCGGGAUGUCCAGCGAUUUCGAUUCCAGUGGGCAGAGUGGAUGCGAAGGAAGGGGAGGGUAAGAUACCGGUGGGAUUGAUGGCCCUUGGAGAAUGGGGUGCGGAAGAUUCGUUGAUAGAGUGGGGGAGAGUGGGGGAGCAGUGGGUGUGGGAAAACGGAGAAGACAGAAUGGGAAAGCCGGAGAACUGGGUUGAUGUGUUGGAGUUGGCUAAGAGCAGACAAGAUAUCGGAAAAAGUGACAAUUGA